Rotaria sp. Silwood2 is the source of this 1470-nucleotide messenger RNA. Lineage: Eukaryota; Metazoa; Rotifera; Eurotatoria; Philodinida; Philodinidae. The record is from the annotation of a GenBank genome assembly.
AUGACAAUGAUAUUAGAAAUUGGUUUAAAUACUGAAUUAUGUUUGACACCACUAGCAGCAAUUAUUAUCGAUGAAUUGGUACGGAAAGAAAACCAAGAUACGAUUUCAAUUCUUUUUCUAUACAUAAUAAAACCAUCAAAUAAAGUAUUACCAAUUGUUCUGAGAUGGUUUACUGAUUAUGAUAAUAAUCAAAUUAAAAAAUUAGCAGAUCUUUUACUUGUAAAAGAACCAGCAAUUGAUACAAUUAUUGAUUACUUAGAAAGUGAUAAUGAUCAAAUGAGAUAUAGAGCUCAACAAAUUUUUCAACAUCCGGAACAAAAUUCGAAAGAGCCCAGUAAGAGAAUAUCUGUCAUAGGAGAAAAAACAUUGAUGAAAAUUUUACAAAGUAUGUUGACUUAUAUGAAUAGUUUCUUCUUCGAAUUACCCUGGAAUGAUCCUGAAGUAUUUCAGAACUUACAUGAACCUAUAACAAAGCUGAAAGAGAGUAACUCCGCUGGUGAACAAAAAAUAUUUUAUUUUAAUAAGAUUAAGUUUAUAAAUAAUAAUACUUGCAAUUCAAUAAUGCAAUCAUUAGAAUCACCAUCAUAUUCAUCGUAUGUGGAAGAACUAUUCCAUUCAAUAAUGAUAUUAACACAGCAUAAUCAAAUUACGAAAACACAAUUAGAUCGAAUUUAUAUAAUAAAUUUUAUUCUUGAUAAAUUUUGUGCAUUAACAAACAUUAAUGAUGAAACAUAUUUUGAAAUUCUUGAAUCAAAAGUAAUUAGUCGUUAUAACUUUUAUGUUUCAACAGAUUUAAAUCAAAUAAUAUUAAAUAUGUUAAAUAAUAUUUCAAUAAACAUUGUUAUUAUGAAAAAUUUAAUUAAAUGCUUAAUACAGCAAAUGACAAAUUUAAAAGGUGUUGAUGGUACAGUUUUUUCAUUGAUGAUGUGUGCUGGUUUAUUAUCUUUGGUUUCUGCAUGUGUUCAAAAGGAAGAUUAUUUAUAUCGAAAAAUAACAAAUUCUCCUAAUUUUAAUAAAGUUCAAAUGAUUAAACUUUUGGAAAAAAUGCUUGAUAAUCAUCCAUACUUUCCAGAAAGAGGCAAUGCUUUUAUAUUACUUUCAGCAAUGGAUCAGUCAGAUCAUAAAGUAAUCAUAAAUGCCAUAAAUACAUUACUUGAUGAAAAUCUUGUGAAAGAAUAUUCUGUAAUUGAAAUUCCUCUUAUAAAUUUAUCACCCAAUGAAUUAAUUGACGAUUUAUUAAAAUCUCUAAAAAAUGACAGCGCUAUAAAGGCUGACGAAAUAUUAAAAAUUUUGACACAAUUUGCUCUGAAUGAAAAAAUCAAUGCAGACCGUAAAUCAAAGAUAAUCAAUUAUCCAGCAGAAGAAAUUGAACAAUUAAAAUCAAAAAAACCUGUUAAUUAUUAUUAUACAAACAUCAAAAUUCCUUUCACAACGUCAUUGGAAAAUGAAUUUAUAUACAGCGUGGAUUAA